AGGGGUCUUGGACCAGACCACCCCCAUACCCUAAUAAGUGUCGACAAUCUCGCUAUCGUACUGCGACACCAGGGAAAAUAUGAUGAAUCAGAGUCAAUGCAUCGGCAUUCACUGAAGGGGCGCGAGAAGGUUCUUGGGCCAGACCACCCCCACACCCUAAUAAGUGUCGAAAAUCUAGCCAUCGUACUUCGACAUCAAGGAAAGUACGAUGAAUCGGGGGAGAUGCAUCGGCAUGCAUGGGCGCGGCGGGAGAAGAUUCUUGGACCAGACCACCCCUGCACCCUAGCAAGCGCCAACAGUCUAGCUGUGGUGUUGCUGUAUCGAGGGAAGU
Tuber aestivum (summer truffle) is the source of this 331-nucleotide messenger RNA. The record is from the annotation of a GenBank genome assembly. NCBI's taxonomy places the organism in Eukaryota, Fungi, Ascomycota, Pezizomycetes, Pezizales, Tuberaceae.